AUGAUAUACACCGAUCCAGCUGGCAAAAUCAUUAUCUUAAGAUGGAUGGCCAUCGGCAAGAACCUGGAAGAGUCUACGACUCUCGAUAGUCAAUGUCUGCAUGCUGAAAGUGACGUUCGCGUCAAACGGAUUGACAUGGUGAUUCCUGGGAAAGGUGUAAGGCUGAUGAACCCCCUGGUCUGGGCGGGACGGCUGCCAACAAACGCAUGGAAUAUUAGCCAGUCCUUGACGAACGCGAUUCUACAGCAUCAAUACGCACGUCAUAUCCCUCAAAACGAAUGGUAUUGCGAGACGAUCAUGGGCAAAAAACGCUAUGAUAUCUCAACGGUCGAGGUUUCGGACCCUCCCGAGGGAUGGACUGAGAGAGAUUUGGAGAGAAUACAGCUGAAGUACAGGACUUUGCAAAAAGGAUACAAAGGUGCUGACGCUAUAGACACCAUGAACCUGAACUCGGAUGAAGAACAAAAAUAUUGCCAGACCCUGGUCGACGGCGCGUUUCAGCUUCUUCGUCUCCAACCCGCGGACUACCCAGACUGUUUCAAAGCGUGCGUCUCCAAAUGCAUAGAUACGCGUGCCCUCAAAGCACAUAAAUGGAGUUACUGGGGUGGUUACAAGGAUGUGUAUGUCAAGAUAAAGGGCAUCGUGGAUGCAUCCGAGCAACAGGGCAAGUAUCAUAUUUUGCCGGCUACAAGCGUCGUGGCCUCGAUUGUUGUCAAGUGUCUUCGAAUGAUUGACACGGAUGGCACGGAUGCUCUUACACAGCAAAUGAUCAAAUACAAGGUCUUCGAGUUUGCGCACGCAUCAGUCAAGUACUUCAAAGAGGGUGGAAACAUGAUUAUGCCGACCAAGCACGCUUUGCCGAACUGGAAGCCCAAAGAUAAGAGCCAAAUAGCGGACAAGGACAAGGCUGGAAUCCCUGAUGACUACAAUGAGAUGGCUAUUACCCAAUCAAUCUCGCGUACAUCCGUUGAGGUGGAUGGCACCAAGAAACAGGCUGGUAUUAUGCUUGAGAGCGAGCCGUCCGAGACGCCUUUCUACAGGCCCCGGGAAGCUACACCAUGGCCGACGGCAAUCACGGCAAGUAAGAAUAUUACCAGGGCGCAGGCAAUGCAAGUGAUCACACCCUAUUGCAGCAAGAUACAGAAGGAGAUUUGGUCAUCAGCGGUCAACGAUGAGUUUGCAGCAGUUCUCAGCAGGGAGAUAGUCAUAGUAUUGCCCAACACGUACAAGAAAUGGCUGAAAACAUGGAGUAGGCAAGCAGGGAAACCAGAAAUCGAGCUGUGGGUGAAAGAGGCUACCGAAGACCUGGAGACGUACGAAUGGGACGAGCCGCAACUGGUACAGAGACAGCCUCAGUUGUCGGCCAGAGAGCCAAUCUUCAUGAUCAUCGACGAACUCGAAGAAAUGCAACAUAAUGAAAACGUCAAGGGUAGCGAGGUGCAUCGCAAGCUUCGUGACGGAACAGCCAUGAUCCGCCGUUAUAUUUUAAGAAUGGAGGAGAAGUGGAAGGCAAGGGCGUACGCCGAUGUCCACAAGGAACUAUAUGAUGGGCAAAUAGCCAUCCAGACCGAAUUAAGUUCCAUCCGUCGCUUACUAGAAGAAAACAAGGAUCGACGUCACCGGAAGAGAGGCUACUCUCACGUCAGCAACAUGGUGGACGAUGCAGAGGCACAGGCGAAUGACAACAAUGCGGAAGCAAAGGUACCAGAUGCCAUGGACGAGGACAUGGAGGACUAG
Trichoderma virens Gv29-8 is the source of this 1737-nucleotide messenger RNA. RefSeq lists its product as uncharacterized. The transcript is spliced from 3 exons. NCBI's taxonomy places the organism in Eukaryota, Fungi, Ascomycota, Sordariomycetes, Hypocreales, Hypocreaceae. The coding region runs from base 1 to 1737 and encodes 578 amino acids. The record is from RefSeq and is a predicted model, not a curated record.